AUGAUCUGGUCAAGGCUCCGCGCCUAUGCGCACGACACGCAGCACGAGAAGAUCAUCCGUGCCCUGGCGCUGGCGAUGAUGAUGUUCCGGAAAGAGGAGGAAGCAGAACCCUUGAUCCAGGAGAUGCUCUUGGACAAGGACGCGAUUUUGCGCUACGGCGGCUGCUUCGCGAUUGCGCUUGCCUACGUUGGCACCUCGCAGAACGCUGCCAUCCGCAAGCUUCUCCACAUCUCGGUGUCGGACGUCUCGGACGACGUUCGCCGCGCGGCCGUGAUGGCGCUGGGCUUCGUGAUGUGCAACGUGCCGGAGCAGCUGCCAGGUGUGGUCAAGCUCCUGGCAGAGAGCUACAACCCCCACGUGCGCUACGCCGCCGCCAUGGCCCUGGGCAUCGCUUGCGCGGGCACCGCGCUGCUCGAGGCGCACAACCUUCUGCAGCCACUGAUGUCAGACCCCUCGGACUUCGUGAGGCAAGGAGCUAUCAUCGCAAUGGGUCUACUUUACAUGCAGACAUCCCCUGGGAAGACCGAGCGCGUGAAGGAGUUCCGUGAGAAGCUCCAAAAAGUCAUCGGCGACAAGCACGAGGAUGUCAUGACUCGCUUCGGUGCCAUCCUGGCUCAUGGCAUCAUGGACGCCGGGGGCCGGAACUCCUGCGCCUCGCUCUUCUCGAAGUCGGGAGUCCUGCGCCGCGGUGCGGCCAUCGGCUUUUGCCUUUUCACCCAGAUGUGGUACUGGUUUCCCUUGAUCCACAUGUUCUCGCUGACUCUGACGCCAACCGCCCUGAUUGGCAUUACGGACAAGCUGAAGAUUCCCAAGAACUUCUCCGUUAAGAGUGGAGCGAGGCCGUCGCUGUUUGCGUACCCAGAGCCCCUGCAGCCUCCCAAGAAGGAGGAGACGGCGAAGGCAGCCACCGCGGUUCUCUCCACGGCGGCCAAAGCCAAGCAGCUCAAAGAGAAGAAGGAGAAGGAGGCGAACGAGCUCAAGAAGGCUCCUUCCAAUGCAGAUGUCGACAUGGACGACAAGGCCUCCAUCGGCGGCUCCGUGGCGGAAGGGGCGGCCUCCUCUUUCCGCGGGGCGGACAUCGUCUCCGUUGCCGCGACGCCAGGCACCACGGUGGUCGGCUCCGCAGCUACCGAAUCUGUGGCUGCGCAGAGCGACCUGGGAAGCGAGAUGAUGGAGGUGGAUGAUCAGCAGGCCCCGCCUGCAGGCGACAAGGCUGCUCCCAAGGAAGCGGCCAAAGCUGAGGAGGCCAGGGGCGAGGCCAAAGGCGAUGCCAAGGGCGAGGCCGCCGAGAAGAAGGAGGAGAAGAAGGAGCCCGAGGAGAAGAAGCCGGAACCCGAGCCGACGGAGGAGAUCCUGAGCAACCCCUGCCGCGUUCUCAAGGGCCAGGUCCAGUACAUCUCUUUCCCGAAGGAGGUCGCUGGGACGGCCGCGCGGUACAAGCGCGGAGCCCGGAGUCUCUCAGACCAGGCCACUCCGGAACUUUUCUUGGAGAGCGAGAAGAGGGAGGAGGAUGAGGAUCAGAAGGACCCUUUGGCAGAACCUCGUGGUGAGAUGAGCAUGGAGCGCCCCUCGCUGGCGCAGAAGGAGCCCGUUCGAGUACUGCUAUAUCCCAGCAUCGCCGUGUAUAGACCUAGCGCUGGUGCCGCAAAAAUCGCCAUCAUUCCAGUCGAUAUUCAGGCGCUGACGCGCGAAAUCACUUUGUGGGCAUGGCUGCACCCUUCCAUGAAGGCGCCUGACGGCUUCGUCUUUGACUCGAAGGCCAAUCCCUUCAAAAUACCUGCGACGAUGAACGUCGUGGACCUCAUGGACGAAAUGGAGCAGGCGUACGAAUCGGCCAGCAACGAGAAGCUGGAGCUUCAGAUCAACGUUUUGUGGAACACCAAGGACCCUAAGAAGGCCUUGAACCCCACGGAGAAGGUCCAUAUGCACUUCGCCGACGGCGAGACCUUUGGCGUCUACGGCGAGAUUCUGCCAGCUCAGACCGCAAGGCCUGAGAAGCCUGAGGAGGAGAAGAUCCCAGUGACCAUCCUCACAGGCUUCCUUGGCGCUGGCAAGACCACGAUGCUCAACUACAUCCUUCAGGAGCAGAGGGAGAAGAAGAUCGCCAUCAUCGAGAAUGAGUUUGGCGAGGUGGAAAUCGACGGCUCUCUGCUGACUCAGCAGAAGCUGGCCAUGGCGGAGAAGAUCGUGGUCAUGGACAAUGGCUGCAUGUGCUGCACCAUCCGCGGAGACCUUCUCGGCGGGUGCGCUGUUCUCCUCUGGGCGAAUUGCGACAAGAAUCUGCAAAACAAAGUGCGUGUCGAGUUCUCAAUGAAGGACGUCUCGGUUGCGUCGACUCCGUCCACCCGCGUCCCGGAGUCUGACGGAGGAAUCAGCUUCAACUCGGGAUGGCACACGACGUCGUCGCCAUGCUUGGAAGAGGCUGGCGAUCCGAGCGAGAUUGCGAACGCAAUGGCCCUGCUUGGACGGACGAGGCGCAGCUUCCUAGAGAGGAAUCCGCAAGCAGGCCCUCAAGGGCCAGAGAUGGAGUGGGCCAACAUGGCGACGGCCAGGCGGCUCUGGCGUGCCUGCGAAGGAAAUCAGCGAAGGGCUGACAAGGCUUUCUUGCAGGCGAUGGAAAUUCGACUACGAGAUCGGCAGCUGUACACCACCCUCCGCUUCCAGAAAUGCUGCGACAUGCGGAUCAUCGGCUACGACGAUGAGAAGCGGCCAGUGGUGUACUUUUGCGCGGCGAGCCAAAGUGAAGGACUGGGGUCCAUGAAAGAUCAGUUCAUUGCCUCGUUGGAGGCCGCCAGCAGGAUGUCCUCCAAUUGCGCGGACGGCCAGCUGGUGCUGAUUGUGGACAUGCACGGGCUGCAGACGCGGCUGAACGCUGACUUUUCGGCCAUCAACGAUCUUGCGGAGACGCUGGGCUGUGUUUUUGCCGAGCGGAUGCGGCGAAUCAUCAUCGUCGACUUCUCCAGCGCCGCCCAGACGCUCUGGUGGAUCAUAAAGCCAUUCUUGAGCCAAGUGACACAGCGCAAGUUCAGCUUCGUUUGCGCUGAGAAGGCCAAGGACCUGUGCCGGAAUGAGCUGGAUCAGGCCACGGCAAAGGCGACCAUCGAGUCGUUCGAGGUGAACCGCGAGGAUGUUGCCAAGCAGACCAGGGAGAUGCACAAUGAGCGCACAACCGUGCCAUUUUUGAGCACCGACCGCUGA
Messenger RNA from Symbiodinium natans, 3198 nucleotides. The record is from the annotation of a GenBank genome assembly. NCBI's taxonomy places the organism in Eukaryota, Dinophyceae, Suessiales, Symbiodiniaceae.